Cydia pomonella (codling moth) is the source of this 2425-nucleotide messenger RNA. RefSeq lists its product as uncharacterized. The transcript has 2 exons. The record is from RefSeq and is a predicted model, not a curated record. The coding region runs from base 196 to 1461 and encodes 421 amino acids. NCBI's taxonomy places the organism in Eukaryota, Metazoa, Arthropoda, Insecta, Lepidoptera, Tortricidae.
AGGUAGUGUGACAAGCCUAAUUAUAUUUAUGUAGACUUGGUAAAUUACACUUAUUUGUGAAAGAGAUAACCCCAGCAUUAUCGUUACCUAUUUUAUCUUAAUGACCUACAAAACUAAAUUAUCGUUGAUUAUAUUAAGCAUAAAAAGCGUUGUGAAGUAAUUUCAAUUUUAGACGUGCCUAAAAAGUAGAGGAAAAUGGCGCAAUUCACAUUUGAAGGCGAUUUUGAAGUCCUUGCUGACCCUCAAAUAAAGUUAGUUGAAAGUGCUCUUCAGAAACAAGGAUUCACAAAUGGAAAAAUUAUUGUAGAACCAGUUGGUCAAAAAGGUGAUAAUUACGUUGCACACGUGAAGAGAUUUAUAUAUGAAGCGGAAGAUGGAACAACAUUUAAGAUGAUCGGAAAAGUUGCACCUGUAGCCGAACAAAUAAGACUAAUGAUGAAUACAAUGGUUCUAUUCAAUAACGAAACUGUAAUGUACAAUCUAGUUUUGCCUAAGCUGAAUGAUAUUCAAAACUCAGCCGGUGCCACUGACGAUGAAAAAGUAAGAUUUCCCACUUGCUACGGAGUUGUGACUGAAGAACCGUACGAAUUUAUUCUGCUUGAAGAUUUAAAAGAGGCAGGUUUUGAGAUGCUGGAUAGACUGAAACCCUUAACCAAUGAAAGUGUUCGUUUAAUUGUUAAGGAUUUGGCCAAAUACCAUUCACUUUCUUAUGCGUUCAAAAAUUCUGAACCGGAAAUAUAUGAAAAUUACUCAAAUAAACUAAAAAAUAUGUGGACCAUUAUGUCUGCUGAACCUGAAUCACAGCAGUUUUUUGAAUCGGGUGAGAAUGAUCUUCUCAAAAUGAUGCAUGAUGUGAGUGACAAGUACAAGAACGUAUUAAGAGGGUCGUUGACACAGAUUGCUGCAAUUGCUAAGAAACUUCAAAGUUACGAAAAGGGUUCAAAAUUUUCUGUGAUCCUGCAAGGUGACUGUUGGAAUAACAAUAUCUUGUUCCGGCUUGAGGACGGCAAGCCUGUUGAAGACGUGAUGAUCGACUACCAGCUGUCUAAUGAAAGCAGCCCAGCAUCCGACCUCCUAUAUCUUAUAUUCAACUGCACAGACCAUGCCACUAGACUGAAGCACUACCAAGAAUGGAUCGACUAUUACCACGAAAACCUCGACUACUCACUUAAACUACAUGGUCUUAAAGCCAACCGCAUAUUUUCCAAAGACCAACUCGACGCAGACCUUAGAAGAUAUGGAAAAUGUAUGGUUAUUCUAGGCGUGAUGCUCUCUUCUAUGUUAGUAAGGGAAUCUAAAGAUGUAGUAGAUAUGAAAGAAAUGACUGCCGAUAGGGAGAAGCUGGUGGAAGAUACAAUAGCACUGAUGGACGUCUCAUUAUUGGAUGUAUCGACUAUUGUUAAAAUAAGAGAAAGAAUCAUGGGUAUUAUUGAUACUGCUCUUGAGUUUGGACUUAUUUAAGUUUUUGAAAAAGACUUAAUUAUUUAUCUUUGAAAAAAAAAAAAUUAUUAUUUCUCUUAAAAAAAUAACGUGAGAAUAUUUUUGAGUCAUCAUUGUUUAUGAUAUUUAUUAAGCACGUACAGUCACGUCUGAAAAUAUCGAUACGAAAAAAGUGCCAAAAUAUGUAUACACUACCUUAAUAUUAUUAUUAUUAUUAUUUGGAGUCUGUCGUGUCCCACUGCUGGGCAAAGGCCUCCUCCCAAUCUCUCCACUGAUCUCUGUCCAGUGCUAUGUCUGGCCACUCCUUCAAGAAGGAGUCCAGUUCAUCCCGCCAUCGCCGGUGAGGUCUGCCAGAUCCCCGAUUCGAGUUUUCGGGCUCCCACUCUGUAGUGACUUUGCCCACAACUCAUUCGGCAUUCCGCAGACGUGACCAGCCCAAUCCCAUUUUAGCUUGGCCGCUUAAUAUAUAGGCAACAAAGUCGUGUAUACAUAUUUUUGCCACUUUUUUCGUAUCGAUAUUUUCAGACGACCGUAUUAUUGAAAAAUAUAACAUUUUGGAAUUGUUGUCUUUAUAUUUAAGGUUGUUUUCUGCUUCGUGUUCUAGUGAGUUACACGAAACAAACACAGUAGGAAUAACAAAAAUAAAUGCUUUAUAGAUUCAAACUUAAAUUUGCAUCAUGAAUUAAAGGAAUUCGCCGGAAGCGGUAACUGAUUUGUCAAAAUAAAGGUUCAAAAUUGAUUGGAACGGGAAACCUUUUUAUAGGUACCUGGGCAGCUACAGGUUAACAGGCAUAUAUAGAUCGUGUCAUUCACGACGACGCGUGCCUUUACUCUUACUGUCAUGUUAUUAAAGGUUAGAUUUGACAAAUCUGCGCGUCAUCGUGGAUGACACGAGUUAUACUUCAACACACUAAAAAUGUCAUAAUAAAAUACGAAUAUGUACUUAAUACCUAAUUGUUGAUGCCUAAGAUAACUUGUAUUAUGA